AUGCCAACUUCAUCUUCUCCUGCAACCAAGAAACCAACAAGGAUAGUCUAUGAUUCCCGCUCCAACUCAUUCUCUACGCCAGCUACAAGCCAAACAUCUUCCACCUUGUCGAAUGAUAACAAGCAAAUAAACACAUUUCAGAGGCCUGAAUCCCCUACCUUGCCACCUGAGAAUGGAAAAGUGCUUGAUACCAUGACUUCAACUUCCAUGCUGAAUGACAAUCACCGAGAUUUGAAACUUAAUUUAAUAAAAUCAUCGCAUAGCAGUACGAGAUCAAGCGACAUUGGCCCCGUUUCUCCCACAUCAACCAUUGAUACGACCACGUACCAAUUGCAGCAGCAGUUAGAAGAAUCUGCUCAUCGCAUGCAACAUCGCCCAUCUCGGAACAAAUCCAAGCAUAGACAUCCCACCACUUCGUAUUCGUCCUCCUCCAGUACCACCACGAAAUCACAUUCGCAUUCCAAACACAGUACCAACCCAAGUACCAACAACAAAACGCCUGAUCACUUAGCUGCUGCUAUUGAGCUUAGCACAACAAAUGCUGUCGCAGCUCCUGCCCCCGCUGCUGGUAUGUAUUGGUCUCGUACACUCACUUACGGUCGUGGCCCAUCACGUCCACUUCGUGCUCACACUGCAAAUCUGAUUGGAGAGAAACUUUAUGUGUUUGGUGGUUGUGAUACAUCACUUUGUUUUAAUACCCUUUAUAUUCUUGAUAUGGAUACCAUGACAUGGUCAAAACCACGCACAACCAGUCAACAAGGUCCGCCUCCUUGUCGAGCUCAUUCGUGUACUGUAGUAGAAAGAGAUCUGGGAUCAGGUAGAAGAUCACAUCAGCUGUUCAUCUUUGGUGGCGGCAAUGGACCUGAUUAUUUCCAAGAUAUUUACGUAUUGGAUGUGGAAACAUUAGUUUGGUCAAAGCCCAACAUCGAAGCAGAUACACGGCCAUCCAAGCGAAGAGCACAUUCAACCUGCUUGUGGGAAGACAAAAUCAUUGUCAUUGGUGGUGGCGAUGGUGCUCGUGCCUUGGAUGAUGUACACAUGCUGGAUAUAUCGAACCCUCAUGCUGAAGUCUUGCGCUGGGAAAAGUUACAGACAUCUGGAUCUCCACCGCCCGCAAGAGGCUAUCAUACCAGCAAUUUGGUUAAGGAUAAAUUGGUUGUAUUUGGUGGAAGUGAUGGACAUGAUUGUUUUGAAGAUGUGCAUGUAUUGGAUUUAGUCAAGAAGAGAUGGAGUCAAAUUGAUCUGGAUCGCAAGAUUCCAAGGCUAGCUCAUACAUCCACACAAGUUGGGUCUUAUGUAUUUGUUAUCGGUGGCCAUGAUGGUAGACGUUAUUCGCAGGACGUGUUGUUGUUUAAUUUGGUGACAAUGAGCUGGGAAGCUAGAAAAGUGUAUGGUGCCGCACCUAAUCCUCGAGGCUAUCACACAACUGUGCUUUAUGAUUCUAGAUUGUACGUCUUGGGGGGCUAUGAUGGUAAAAACGUCUUUGAUGAUGUCCACAUGCUAGAACUGAGUGCAUGCGCAUACCUUCCUCAGAUCACAAACUUUGAAAUUGAUGUUUAG
Molecule: messenger RNA, 1560 nt
Organism: Mucor velutinosus
Lineage: Eukaryota; Fungi; Mucoromycota; Mucoromycetes; Mucorales; Mucoraceae
Product: centractin- actin- protein of the dynactin complex
Exons: 5
Coding region: 1-1560 (519 amino acids)
Molecular function (GO): protein binding
Source: RefSeq, a predicted model, not a curated record